Molecule: messenger RNA, 4014 nt
Organism: Phymastichus coffea
Lineage: Eukaryota; Metazoa; Arthropoda; Insecta; Hymenoptera; Eulophidae
Gene: Hsc70-3
Product: endoplasmic reticulum chaperone BiP
Exons: 9
Biological process (GO): endoplasmic reticulum unfolded protein response; tetrapyrrole biosynthetic process; cellular response to unfolded protein
Cellular component (GO): membrane; cytoplasm; nucleus
Molecular function (GO): heat shock protein binding; metal ion binding; ATP binding
Source: RefSeq, a predicted model, not a curated record
CCAAUAAAACAGAAUAUCAUCCGAUUCCGAUAGCAUAUGAAAAACGUGAGAGAAUAAUAAUCACGAAGACAUCAAAGAAAUAAUCAAGAUGGAUCGAAUAGAAUCUAAACAAAUUUUACAUAGCGGUUAUUUUCACCCUGUUUUAAGGCACUGGCAGACACCCAACGUUGACAUUUCUCCGGAAAACUUGAUGUUUCCUAUUUUCGUUUUAGAUGAACCAAAUGCAGUUACUAAAAUCCAGAGUAUGCCUGGAAUCAACAGAUAUGGAAUAAAUAAACUUAAAGGAUUAUUAGAACCUCUGGUUGCAAAAGGAUUGAAAUCCAUUUUAUUAUUUGGGGUAGCAAAUAACUUGAAAAAGGACGAAAGAGGGAGUGAAGCUGAUAGUAUGAACAAUCCAGUAAUUCAAGCUUUACCUUUACUUAGGAAUUCCUUUCCUAAUUUAGUUAUUGCCUGUGAUGUCUGUUUGUGUCCUUACACUAAUCAUGGACAUUGUGGAAUACUAAAUAGUGAUGGCACUAUUGACAAUCAGGCUAGUAUCAAACGCAUUGCAGAUAUUGCUGUUGCAUAUGCAAAAGCUGGAGCUCAUAUUGUAGCACCAUCUGACAUGAUGGAUGGAAGGAUAAAAGCUAUUAAAUUUGGUUUAGCUGAAGCUGACUUAUCAAAUAAAGUGUCUGUCCUAUCAUAUGCUGUAAAAUUUGCAUCUGGCUUUUAUGGACCAUUCAGAGAUGCAUCUGGUUCAGCUCCAAAAUUUGGAGAUAGGCAAUGUUAUCAAUUACCUUCCGGUAGUAGUGGAUUAGCAGCUAGAGCAGCAGCAAGAGACGUGGAACAAGGCACUGAUAUGCUGAUGGUUAAGCCUGGACUAGCUUACUUAGAUAUCGUCAAACAAACAAAAAACGCGCACCCAGAAUAUCCAUUGUUCAUUUAUCAAGUAUCUGGAGAAUAUGCUAUGCUUUAUCAUGGAGCACAAAACGGUGCCAUUAAUUUGGAAACCGUGCUGAAAGAGGUACUUCUCUGCAUGAGAAGAGCUGGAGCUGAUUGAUUGGUUGCAGCUAUUGCUGCUUCCAAAGAAGAGAAAAAAGAAAAAGAAGACAUUGGUACUGUCAUUGGUAUAGAUUUAGGAACUACAUACUCAUGUGUGGGCGUGUACAAAAAUGGACGUGUAGAAAUCAUUGCCAAUGACCAAGGUAACCGAAUCACUCCAUCGUAUGUAGCCUUUACUGCUGAUGGUGAGCGUCUAAUUGGUGAUGCUGCCAAGAACCAGCUGACUACCAAUCCAGAAAAUACAGUCUUUGACGCCAAACGCCUCAUUGGUCGUGAAUGGACAGAUCAAACUGUGCAAAAUGACGUCAAGUAUUUCCCAUUUAAGGUUGUUGAAAAGAACAGCAAACCACACAUCAAAGUUCAAACUACCCAGGGUGACAAGAUCUUUGCUCCUGAAGAGAUUUCUGCUAUGGUUUUGGGCAAAAUGAAAGAGACUGCAGAAGCCUAUCUUGGCAAGAAAGUCACUCAUGCUGUUGUCACUGUCCCUGCUUAUUUCAAUGAUGCUCAGAGACAAGCCACAAAGGAUGCUGGUACCAUCUCUGGUCUGCAAGUUAUGAGAAUCAUCAAUGAGCCAACCGCUGCAGCUAUUGCUUAUGGCUUAGACAAGAAAGAAGGAGAGAAAAAUGUUUUGGUCUUUGACUUAGGAGGUGGUACUUUUGAUGUCAGUCUGCUUACUAUUGACAAUGGUGUCUUUGAAGUGGUAUCCACCAAUGGUGACACUCACUUGGGUGGUGAGGACUUUGACCAACGUGUCAUGGACCACUUUAUCAAAGUUUAUAAAAAGAAGAAGGGCAAGGACAUCCGUAAAGAUAAUAGGGCUACUCAAAAACUCCGUCGUGAAGUUGAGAAGGCUAAAAGAGCCCUCAGUGCCAGCCACCAGGUGAGAAUUGAAAUCGAGUCCUUCUUCGAAGGUGAAGAUUUCUCAGAGACGCUGACCCGUGCCAAGUUCGAGGAAUUGAACAUGGAUCUGUUUAGAAGUACUUUAAAGCCCGUGCAGAAGGUAUUGGAAGACGCUGACAUGAGCAAGAAGGACGUCGACGAGAUCGUACUUGUUGGUGGUUCCACUCGUAUUCCCAAAAUCCAGCAACUCGUAAAAGAUUUCUUCGGUGGUAAAGAGCCAUCCCGAGGUAUCAACCCCGACGAAGCCGUUGCUUACGGUGCUGCCGUUCAGGCUGGUGUACUCUCUGGCGAACAAGACACUGACGCCAUCGUUCUCCUUGACGUCAAUCCAUUGACCAUGGGUAUUGAAACUGUCGGAGGAGUCAUGACUAAACUCAUCCCUAGAAACACCGUUAUUCCAACCAAGAAAUCUCAAAUCUUCUCUACUGCCUCCGACAACCAGCACACCGUUACUAUCCAGGUCUACGAGGGUGAGCGUCCCAUGACUAAGGACAACCACUUGCUCGGAAAAUUCGAUCUUACUGGCAUUCCACCAGCGCCACGUGGUAUUCCUCAGAUUGAGGUCACUUUCGAGAUCGACGCUAAUGGUAUCCUUCAAGUGUCCGCCGAAGAUAAGGGUACUGGUAACCGAGAAAAAAUUGUCAUCACCAACGAUCAGAAUAGGCUUACGCCUGACGACAUUGAUAGGAUGAUUAAAGACGCCGAGAAGUUUGCCGACGAGGACAAGAAACUCAAAGAACGCGUUGAAGCUCGCAAUGAGCUCGAGGCGUACGCCUAUUCUCUGAAGAACCAGUUGCAGGACAAAGACAAGCUUGGUUCGAAGAUCAGCGACUCCGACAAGGCUAAAAUGGAGGAAGCCAUCGAUGAGAAGAUAAAGUGGUUUGAAGAGAAUCAAGACACCGAGCCCGAAGAAUAUAAGAAGCAGAAGAAGGAACUCGAGAGCAUCGUUCAGCCCAUCAUCGCUAAGUUGUACGCCAGCAGUGGUGGCGCUCCACCAACUGGAGGCGAAGAGUCCGACGAUGAUGUCAAAGACGAGUUAUAAUCCAAGGCUGAAUUCUAAGCCCCUUCACAAUUUAGACUGAUAUAAAAAAUAACAAGCAAAUCUGCUUCCUUUAGACAAAUACUUUAGAGACUAAUAUUCUCGUGCGAAGAUGCUACUACGGAGCCACUUCCUCGUGUUUGCAAAUUUCGACGCUUCCAUACUGGAGAUUUCUCCUUCCUUUGGAAUCGUCGAUGUAUGAUAAAACACGCGACGAACAUGCUUCGUUGGCGACGUAUCGUAACCGUUCAACGGCUGUGAUGAUGGUCAACGUGCGUAACUAUUAUUACUCUGAAUUGUAUUUGCCACGAGGAACAUCAGCGCAACUUAUCGUUGCCCUUCGCAUUACGUCUGAAUAAAUAGGAAUCAUUAACAAUUGUAAAAGUCAUUGUAAAAUGAGCACCGGAUCGAAUGAAGAUGUUUUGCAGCGAUGCCGUGAAAAAUUCUCUCAUCUCUGUUUCUUUAUAGUAAGAUCCAUCGUGUCGUUGAUAUUUAUUUUGUUUUAUACAUUAUAUCUUCAUUUACAUUAUCAUUUCCAAAAGCAGUUGGUACACUCGUUAUCUGAGUGGUGAAUGUUUGAGCGAGUGAUGAGUAACUAAUUCAAGUGAACGGAGCGUGAAUGGAUGUAUAAUUUUUCAAGUGUGGUAUUACUGCCUUGAAAAAAAUAGGUUAUUGUAUUGUACUAUGUAUCAUACGAUUUAUGCGUGCUAGAAUGAGUGCAUCAUGUAUUCAAUAUCUUACGAGAAUAAAAAUUUUUCCAGUACUUAGAAUUCUUUUUUUAAUUUCAAAUCAAUGAAUUAGUUGUAUUAUCUAAAAUUGUUUUUAUAUUCAAAUUUCAACUAAUUUAACGAGUGUAUGUACAUAUAAAGAAUAAAAAUUAUAUCUCUGGAGUUCAGUGUAAUCUGAUAUAAUUAUAAAUAUUUCAGUAGCAAAAUUUUUUACAAAUUCUAUUUAUUUAGAACUUUAUGAAAUCUCAGAACAUGCAUUUUAUAUAAUGUUUAAUUGUAAGUAAAUAUCUUCUGUUUACUUGAAAA